Messenger RNA from Ilex paraguariensis (yerba mate), 1257 nucleotides. The record is from the annotation of a GenBank genome assembly. NCBI's taxonomy places the organism in Eukaryota, Viridiplantae, Streptophyta, Magnoliopsida, Aquifoliales, Aquifoliaceae.
AAGUCUCUCCGUAUACCCUUAACCAUUUAAUUUCUGGUUGUAGGAGUAUUGACUUGUCUAGAUGGAGAGAAGUUCAAAAGGAGAAAGGAGAAAAGGCUGACCUCGAGAAGUUUGUUCAACAUGUGCAUGGGAAUCAUUUUAUACCAAAUACUGUUUUGGUUGAUUGUACGGCAGAUUCUAUUGUUGCAAGCCAUUACCAUGACUGGUUGCGUAGGGGAAUUCAUAUAAUCACACCUAACAAGAAGGCCAAUUCAGGACCACUUGAUCAGUAUCUGAAGUUGAGAGCUCUUCAACGGCAAUCGUAUACACACUACUUCUAUGAAGCUACCGUUGGAGCUGGUCUCCCAAUCAUUAGCACUUUACAAGGUCUCCUUGAAACUGGGGACAAAAUACUACGCAUUGAAGGCAUUUUUAGUGGGACUGUUAGUUAUAUUUUCAACAACUUUAUAGGCACACGAGCCUUCAGUGAAGUGGUGACGGAGGCAACAGAGGCAGGUUACACAGAGCCAGAUCCAAGGGAUGAUCUAUCUGGAGCAGAUGUCGCUAGAAAGGUGAUAAUUCUUGCUAGAGAAUGUGGAUUAAAGCUAGAACAUUCGGAUAUCCCUGUUAUGAACCUGGUACCAGAACCUUUAAGGGGUACUACAUCGGCUGAGGAGUUUUUGCAGCAGCUGCCACAAUUUGAUGAAAACUUGGCUAAGCAACGGCAGGAUGCUGAGGAAGCUGGGGAAGUGAGUAUCUCUGACACUACUGCCACAUUGGACUGUUACACAGCAAACAAAAAUGGCAAUCUUUUCAUACUAAUAUCAGAAAUAAAAUCUAAAAUGUUAGAAGCAAAGAGAAACGACAUGUAACUAUUAAAGUUCAAAUUGCAUCAUGAGAUUUGUGCUUAUUACACUAAGGCCCUCGACAUUUAAGAAAUUAUACCAACCCUUUGAGGUCUUGUGUCAACUUAUAAUCAAGCCCACUCUGUGAGUUUGUUGACUAACAACAAUCUGCUAGCAUCAUUAAAUGCCCUGUGUUGAAAACUUGACUUUGGCAUGUGGGUGGAUGCCCACUGCCAUUACUUCAUUGAAUACUUUGUCCCCAAGCUUUCCACCGACAGUGCCAGAAUUUGCCUCUAAAAAGGCCUCAAUUGUUGAAUCAAAACACACCGAAUGAAAUAUAUAUCUCCAUCUCUCUAUCUAUUUUUUGAAUUAGUUAUUUGCACUUAAAUAAAUGACUAGUUUUAUAACAUAUUAUCAGUACAAAAGCUAGCCA